UCUCAACGUGUUGUGUAGUGCUCUGUUUAUUUCAGACAUUCACCUACCGUUCGAAUGAAAAAAUACUAAUGUUGUAACUGAUACGUAAAGUGUUUAAGUGUAGUGUUAUUUACGGAAUUAAGUAACAGAAAGAAAAUGUCACUUGUGUGAAGUUAUUUUCUAUUUACUCGCAUAAAGUUAUGCGGUGAAAGUGAGGUAAUCGAAAUGAAAGAACAUUAAUUACAGUUUUCUCUAAAGAUGCAAGGAAAAGUUCAAGGACCAAUUGAGGAUGUGGAUUUUGAAAAAGCUAUGGAAAUUGCAGGAUAUGGGAAAUUCAGUGCGUUUGUGAUUCUGGUGAGUGGACUGAGUCUAUGUGUCCCAAUGUUGGGUGCUAUGGACGUCUCCUACCUGCUACCUACAGCCCAAUGUGACCUGGACCUUAGCUCUGAGCGCAAGGGUCUCCUAGGAUCUGCCUACUUCAUAGGUAUAAUCGCAGCUUCACACCUCUCAGGUUUCCUAGCCGACACUCGGGGGAGAAGAUACAUCCUCGUGAGGGGAACUUCAUUAAAUGUGAUUGUUUACAUUUUCGGAUCUAUGGCUCCAAAUGUUUGGUUAUUUGUCCUCCUUAAAAUACUAUCUGGUGCACUGUGUGCCUCUGUCCUAACUGCUAUGCUGCCGCUCCUGGGAGAGCUCGUCCCCCGCAGGAGAAGUUCUCAAGCCGUGCUGGUGGCCAUGUCCUUCUCUUCUCUGUAUCUCCUGUAUUCUUCUUUGAUUGGGUGGCUGAUCCUAGGAGAUGAAUGGACGAUCAACCUUUACCUCCUAAACUUCACUCCUUGGAGGCUGUUCUACCUGUUGUGCUGCUUCCCCAGCCUCCUCUCCGCCACCCUCCUUCUUCUCAUUCCAGAGAGUCCCAGGUUUCUGCUAGCCAGUAACAACGAAGAUGCGCUAAAGGUUCUCAGGAAGAUAUACUCAUAUAAUACAGGAAACAUAGCUGAAUCCUACCCAGUGCAAUCAGUGACCAAGAACGCUGAUGAGGCCAGUUCUCCCGAGGGAGCAGCCGGGUUACUACGCCACAUCCUCGACCAGACACUGCCAUUGUUCAAAUCUCCUCACCUCAGGAAUACUAUUCUUUGCAAUAUGCUUUCAUUCAUUUUCUUUCUUUGUCACGACACGAUGCUACUUUGGCUGCCCGAGAUUACCAACCGUAUGGCCUACUAUGAUGACUCGUCUCAGCAACCGGCCUGUUUCUGUGAAAUGGUGGAGUCUGAAGUAGACUACAAGCCAAACACCAGUAUCAAUGUGAGCUGUCAAGAUGAUGUACAAGAUGAUGUGUUUAUCCCCAACAUCAUUCUUGGAGUUGCCCAUCCCACCGCUUUGCUGGCCGGUAGCUUCCUGGUCCGGCUGGUCGAUCGAAGACUGAGCAUGGCGAUAUUUAUGACUCUAUGCAGUUUGAUGAUCCUUCUUGUCACUCUGAUGCCGACUUCCCUGCCGAUCACCCUCUUACUGACGGGUUUCCCAAUCCUGAUGUCGGUGUGCAACAGUAUGACGUCCAGCAUCACCAUUGAGAUCUUUCCUGCGUGUAUUAGGGCCAUGGCAGUCGCUCUGAUGACCAUUUCUGGUAGGUUGGGCUCAGUCGCUGGCGCUCAUCUCUUCAGCCAGCUGAUAGAUUCCCACUGUCUACUUCUGUUCCACCUGUUAUCUCUUGCGCUUAUCUUUCUAGCAGCUCUGCCAUUCCGCUUCCACCUGAAGAAUUGAAGAUAAUCGUUGGUGAAAUUUAAUU
Molecule: messenger RNA, 1759 nt
Organism: Homalodisca vitripennis (glassy-winged sharpshooter)
Lineage: Eukaryota; Metazoa; Arthropoda; Insecta; Hemiptera; Cicadellidae
Product: synaptic vesicle glycoprotein 2B-like
Exons: 11
Coding region: 238-1734 (498 amino acids)
Biological process (GO): transmembrane transport
Molecular function (GO): transmembrane transporter activity
Source: RefSeq, a predicted model, not a curated record